Molecule: messenger RNA, 3254 nt
Organism: Mya arenaria
Lineage: Eukaryota; Metazoa; Mollusca; Bivalvia; Myida; Myidae
Product: peroxisome assembly protein 12-like
Exons: 8
Coding region: 22-1032 (336 amino acids)
Biological process (GO): protein monoubiquitination; protein import into peroxisome matrix
Cellular component (GO): peroxisomal importomer complex; peroxisomal membrane
Molecular function (GO): ubiquitin-protein transferase activity; protein binding; zinc ion binding
Source: RefSeq, a predicted model, not a curated record
UUAAAAUGUAGGACGUUGAAGAUGGCUGAAGGGGCGCACAUCACAUCAGCUUUUUCCCACGAGCGCCCGUCAUUUUUUGAAGUUCUGGCACAAGAGAGUUUAAUUUCAACGAUAAGACCUGCUCUCAAACAUGCUAUCAGGGUUGCUGCAGAAAGCCGUCCUGAAAGAUUUGGAUGGCUACUCAGGCACUUUGAUGAAGUCUAUGUUGGUUUGCAUUUACUUCUGGAGCAGCAGCACCUCCAUAAAUACUGUGCCACAUUUUCCGAGCAUUUCUACAACCUGCAGAGACACUGUCCAGGAUCUCAGUCAGAACAGCUCCCAACACCUAUAUUCUUGAAGUCCCUUUUAUUUGUGGUUCUUAUACCAUAUGUGAAGCAGAAAUUAGAUGACUACUUUGAAAAUCAGCGGCAUUUACUGAAUACUUAUGCAACAAACAAGAAUGUGCCUCCACUGACCAAAGCCUUUGUAGCCAUUUAUCCGUACUUGCAUACAACCUGGGAGGGGGCCAUCCUGGCCUAUCAGACAGCCUACCUGUUCAAGAAGUCAAAUCAUCACUCUCCAUUCCUGCACAUGUCUGGGGCCAGACUUAUAAAUGACCUUGACACUGAACCCAUUGAAGGUCAGCUGCUACAGCCGUGGGACCAACUAAGUGGUUCAGAAAAGGUUAUUCAUGUCAUCAAGAAGACAUCUAGUGUUGCUGCAGGAUGUGUAACAAGUGGUUUGUCUGUGGGAGUGUUUUUCGUGCAGUUCCUGGACUGGUGGUACAGCGGUGAGACAAACCAUGCCCCGAUAACAGCGCUGCCUGUUCCAGACCCGCCAAACAAGGAAGAUGAAGAUGAGGACACCUUCCACUUUAGUGUGUGUCCAGUGUGCCACAGAACAAGAUCUAACGAUACAGCACUGUCUGUCUCAGGGUAUGUGUUCUGCUACCCAUGUAUAUAUGACUAUGUGAGAGAGUACAAAAUGUGCCCAGUGACAAAAUACCCUGCACAGACAGACCACCUCAUCAAACUCUAUAUCUCCGAAACCUAGCAGAAAGUGAAGUGUUUUUGAGGUCUUCUGUGAUAUUUUAAUGUCCUUAAAGGGCACAAAAUGUAAAGUAAUUUGAAUAUUGAGCAUGAUGUGUCAAAGAAAUCUGUCUUGGUAACAUUCCUGCUUUCAUAAACAAAUAUGUGGGUGAAUAUGUGAAAUGAAAAAUAACCCACUCCUAGGGCAUGUCAUUAAUGAUUCGCUAUUUAUCCUAUAAUUUGUGAAGCAUACACAGAUAUUUGUAUGACUACAAAAUAUUGAUGAAUGAGAUUAAAAGACAAAGGGAAGUGUAUUGACUGUCCGGGUAAUGUAGAUGCUAUGGGGAGCUAUUCCUUUGACUCCAGUUAAACUGUAGAUAAAUGUUAUCUGAUCAUAAUGCUGUGUUUAAACUCCAAACCAAACAGACCGGAUCAUAUAUGGCAGUUUUCAGGCUUAAGAAAUAGUUUUACAUGUAUAAAUAAUGCCAACUUUAUUCUAUAAAAUUUAUCAAUUGAUGGUCAAUAUAUUUCCUGUAUUUUGGUCAACAAUGCUACAAUGUUCUAUGCAUGAUUAUUCUCAUUUUUAAAUUGAAAAGUAUGGGACAGAAUAGGAUAAUUUUACUACAGUCAAUGAUCAUUUGCUCUUGAAGAAUCCAAUUUAUACUUGAAAUUUCAUUUAAUUGAUUUUAAUGGGAUGUCCAAUAAUGUAACACUCAGAUCUAUAUCCUUCAAUAAUCAGGUAAUGAGUAUAGUUGCAAAUUUUAUGAAAGUAAUGGGCUGUAAAUAUGCCGUUGUGAAUGGUCCUUCAAGGUAGCUUUUAUGUUGACAGAAGAAUAUUGUAAACUGCAAUUUAGAUUCCUUCCCUAUGAUUGUAUUGCUGUUUCAUUGUUUGAAGAAAUGUUAAGUUCUCAUGAAAACAAACCUAUACUUUUGUUCUGGCAUUCCUGUAUACAGGCCAUGUUAUUUGUUCUGGCAUUCCUGUAUACAGGCCAUGUUGUUUGGGGUACUGCUUAUAUAAUAACACAUUCUAAUUUUCUAGCUAUUUUGGGUGGAACAAGUACGAGUCUACAUUAUAUAUUAAUGCAGAACUAUUUUGAUAUAGAAGCUUUGGAUGAAAUUGUAAGCAAAGGACUUUUAAAUUAUCCUUGGGCUGUGCCGUUUGUUCCAUUUCACUGAAAGGGUUUCUUUGGUUUCCAUAAAUCUACAUGUACAUUAUGUUCCUUUCUAUUUAUACUGACUUAGUGCAUUAAAAAAAAAAUGAUGCCUUUUCUUUUAGUAUUUUUUUCCUAUAGGAAUUCAUUAAGCUUUCUAUUAAGCAUUUGUUUUUACUUGUCAUGUAUGUCUGUAUUAUAUGAUGAGCUUGAUUUAAUUGAAUUGCAAUGUUGCCUUUGAAUAAUUCAUGAAAGAAGAUAAUAAACACAGUAUCUCCACUUUUGGUCAGUGAAGCAGAUGAGCAAUUUGCCCUGGGUGACAUACCAGGUACGUGGGCUAACCUGCUCAAAUACCAUUAAGGUCAUUCUAUCGUAAUUUAAUCCAAUAAACACUUGUUCUAAUGAGAUCUAAGGAGAUCAAAACAGGUUAAAUACACUGAAUACUUUCAGCUUAAAUCUUAUGGAUAUAUCCCCAUUGUGAAAUAAUUGAAUUACUUGUCUCAGUUAACAAUAUUUCUUCACAUAAGUUUGUCAAAGAUUCAUUGGGUGUUAUCUUGUUAAAAUUGUGUAUGUCUUAAAAUAGUAUUUUUUGGAUGUAACAGUAAUACAUGUUUUACAUUUUAGGUUACAAAUACAUGUAUUAAUGCAGUGAUUGUUAAUUAAAAGCAUGUCAAUGCGGAAUCAUUUAGCUGCUUAAAUAAAAUGGCUAUACAAUUUUAUAUUCACAAAUAUAUUAGUAAUCUAUGUGUGAAUGUAUGUGCUGCAGGGCUCAAGGUGUCCAAACCCAAUGCCUAGUUAUCUUGGUAAUGUUGACAUUCAUUUUGAAAUUGAUGUGUUGAGCAGUCUUACUUUAUGUUCAACAUAUCAUUAGAUUGCCCUGACCCCGGUGAUAUCUACAUACAUUGUUCAGUUGUUUGACUUCAUCUUAAAGCAUUUAUGUACUGAUAAUGCUGAAAGGAUUUUACCUAAUGUGGGGAUUUCUAUUUGCAAAUAAAAGUUCUAAAUGCAUACUCUGUCUGGUUGAACGAUAUAGCUAUGUAUUUUAACUAUAAAAAUGAUAUAUUUACUAUUUAGUACAAAUAAAUAUGCUAAAAUC